AUGGAGGCCCAACAGUUCGGAGAGCCACUCGUCAACUUCUCAGUCGACCUGUACAGGCAACUCCUCACGAAAAAGCACCAAAGAGAAAACAUUUUCUUCUCUCCAUUCAGCAUCUUUGUGGCACUCUCCAUGUCUCUGGCAGGGGCACGAGGAACAGUCGUUUCCAGUCUUGGACACCUACCUCUCAUUCUAAGUUAUUGUUAUGACACCACCGUGGAGUCCGUCGACUUCAAGAACAACUACGAGAAGGUACGAGGCCAGAUAAACGCCUGGGUUGAACAUGUCACAGAAUCAAAGAUCAAGGACAUUUUGCCCGACGGGAGCGUGAAUGAUCUGACCAUCCAGGUCCUUGUUAACGCCAUCUAUUUUAAAGGCCUCUGGAACUCUGGGUUCGAUGCCGAUUCAACGCGCCCUAUGUGUUUUCAUCUCGAUUCGAAGAAAAAAAGAAUAGUAGACAUGAUGCACCAGAAAAACGAUUUCAUGAUUGGUAGAAGCGAUGAGCUCAGGGCAAGUGCUUUGGAAAUACCGUACCGUGGCGGCAAGGCCUCCAUGGUCGUUCUUCUUCCCGACAGCUACGAUGGACUGUCCAAACUUGAGAAGCGAUUGAACGCCGAGAAACUUCUUCGGCUCUUCAGAAAUCUUCACCCUCGCUCCAGGAUCGAUCUCUUCCUCCCGAAAUUCAAGCUGGCACAUUCUAUAAAGCUUAAAAAAACAUCGAUUGCCUUGGGAGUGAAAGAUCUCUUCACGCCGGCUGCUGACCUCACUGGUAUCAGUGCUAGUGGAAAGCUCUUGACCUCGCAAGUGUUCCACGAGGCCUACGUGGAGGUCAACGAAGAAGGCAUGGAAGCUGCCGCUGCGACAGCUGUGACCCGUGUGCUCUGCUGUGCUUCUCCGCAAUUUAACAUAAACCGACCGUUCAUGUUCGUCAUAUGCAGCCUUGAUCCGGAAGCUAUACUUUUUAUGGGUUCCAUUCGUGACCUUGGAAAGAAGUAGUGGUGAUCCCAGAGGCUUAAUAUUAUGCCUGUGGGCAUAGUGACUGUCCAUAGAAGCGAUAGCCCAAUUAGUGUUGCCCCUUUGUGCACGGAUACACCUACUGCAGGUUGCUGUUGUAGCGGUCUGCUUGUAGUCUACUGCAGUAGUAUGACGUAUUUGUUGUUUAGCUCAAUUCAGGCCAAAUUUAUGCACCAUAUAAACCGAAAUAUAGGUCGAGACAUUUUUCCCUAAAACAGUAGGUAAACUCGGCCCUUGGUUUAAUAGCAAUCGUUAAAGAACAUUGUGAGUCGUCGUGUGGACAAGUCAAGGUCAGGGGUUGACCUUUAUUCCGAGCCAACCUAUAUCCUGAUUAUGCGGUACUAUGUAAACGUUCUGAUCCUACGCAAUUUUUCGUGUUUCUAGUCGUUGUAAUAUUACACCGACUUUAUUCUCGGGUUGUGCUGGUAAAUUGUUAGAUACUCUCGCGGACCUGGUAUUCCGUUAUUUAGAACCAGUCUAAGUGAUCUUUCCCACCAAAAUUCUGCGGUUAACUGUGAGGCUUCAGCGACAAAAACAUCUCACACGAAAGUUCAAAAACAGAUUCUUCGUAAGAAGGCAGAAGCAGCCAGCCAGACUAAUCUUGACAAACUGGUUACAUCGCACAAACUGGCCUUUAAGUUCCUCAUACUUCCCGAAUAAAAAAAAAAAGUGGCAUACCUUACACGUUGCGAGUGUCCUGCAUUCGAACACCAGAGGGCGCAAGAGCAUAAAAUUUGAGGCAUUACGCAUUACGCAGGGAUACAGCAGGUAAGCCUAUUUGAAACAGUUACAACUCCUUCCCUUUAUGCGUUACGUUUAAGUACUACAUUCACUUUAUGUGGCACUUGAAAGGGCUCUUGAAACCAUCGUUUAGGCAUAAGGUGUAACCUUCUGUCAAGAUAACAAUAACGUUCGAAUAUUGAAAAGGUGACAGGUAACCGUUUCGUGGUCACAUGGAAACAACCAUACAGUGGUUUCGUCUAAGAGGAGAUGGGUAUACUAGGCCUCAAUCGAAAAGUAAUUUGAGCGUAACUUUGUAAAUUUAAGGUAACUGCAUUGUAAUUACCCUGCAUUUAAGAGACUGUAACUGUUCAAGCUGUACUUAUUCUCUAGAAACGCACUUAAUAUCCUGCAAGAAUUUUGCGUUGACGCUUACUUUGUCACGUGGGCUUAUGACAUAACCUACAUCUGAGGAAGCUUCGAAGCAAAAACAGUCCUAUAUACAUAGACAGAAACGGAAAGAUUGUUUUGCUCGCAACCCACUGCACUGAACUUUAGAAAGUUGUUAGAAAAAAAAAAGCUAGAAUCUACCGGCCUUGUGAGAAGUUAGAACAUUGGGCUGGAGCAUUGGAAGCCAUCGGUUCUUUCCCAAGACAGCUGAAAAUAUGAGAGUUAAGCUGAAUCUGAAGCACUCGGCAUUAAAAGCAAUAUCAAAAUUCUGUAAAACUAAAUUUUGCGAGACAUAACGCGUGCAAAAUUGACUGCUCUGGUUUAUACCAACCAAUUGUAAGUAGAACACUUACAAAAUCACCGUUAACAAAAGAACACUCCCACGUAAACUGAGAAUGCACCAUAUAUGUCUGCUUCAGACUCUAGGAGAUGCAUAUUACAGAAUUCUGAUACUGUUUUUGGAUAAGAGUUACAGAGUGAUAAAGUUUCUCCUUAUU
Messenger RNA from Dermacentor silvarum, 2678 nucleotides. Its product is annotated as serpin B3-like. Gene Ontology annotation, molecular function: serine-type endopeptidase inhibitor activity. NCBI's taxonomy places the organism in Eukaryota, Metazoa, Arthropoda, Arachnida, Ixodida, Ixodidae. Bases 1 to 993 code for a protein of 330 amino acids. The transcript is spliced from 2 exons. The record is from RefSeq and is a predicted model, not a curated record.